AUGUCAAGUACGUUUCGUUCUGUCAAAGAAUUCAAUUCUUUUUUCUUCUUCUCUGUCAAGAGCCUACGCCCGCACGGUGAUCUGAUGCCGGCGGCCAACGACGUCACCCGUUUCAAUAGUGGAUUUCUAUUAUUAUUACUCGUCAACAAUUAUUACUCCGACCCAUCGGCAUUGCUGAACGACGACAAAAAAGAUCAGAAGAAAUAUUUUAUCGGAGAGAACCUUGUUCCUGCAUUUGAAUCAUCUGAAUUAUCCAGAUUUGUUAUCGAAGAGAAAACUCAUCCACUUUAG
This is a messenger RNA of Talaromyces marneffei, 291 nucleotides long. RefSeq lists its product as uncharacterized. The record is from RefSeq and is a predicted model, not a curated record. Lineage: Eukaryota; Fungi; Ascomycota; Eurotiomycetes; Eurotiales; Trichocomaceae. Bases 1 to 291 code for a protein of 96 amino acids. The transcript has 2 exons.